GAAGAGGAGGAUGACCUGGAUGUUGUUCCACCCUCCCCUGAGGAAGAGCUGCCUUCCAUCUCACCAUCUGUACAGAGCAUGAGUCAUAUUUUCAAAGACUCUCCUACUGGUGGAAGAUCCCCAGUCAGCAGUGGUGAGUCCAGGCCUGGGAAGGUUGUCACAGCCCAGCCUGUUGCGGAAAGUGAUCCGACUGCAGAGGAUGCAGGCAGGGGCCUGUCCCUGGAGCCCCUGCAGGAGGUGAUGACUGCCAUCUGCCAGCUGGUGGAUGCCAUCCCACUCCACGAGCUGAAGACUCUGUCCUGUGCCAGAGAGCUGCUCCAGCAGAGAGAUCUUAGGAGAAGGCUGCUCUCUGGCUCUGCCCCCUGCAACAAAAGCAGCACAAACAGCUCUACUCCCAAGGACUGGCCAGGGUGUGUGGAGCAGGGCCCUGCUGCACAUCCCGGGCCUGCCCUGAGCUCUGGCCCCAGCUGGGGCUCCAGUUCUGGCAGAAACGCACCCAAACCCUCCAGCCUCCCCUCGGUGCUUCCUGGGUCUCUGAAUUCAAGCAGUUUUUCUACCCCAAAAAAUCACACCUUGGGUAGCUCCUACACUUCAGAGCAAAGCAUUGAGGAGAUCACCUGCUCGGACACAGCAGAGCUGGCUUCUCCCAAGGUCCAUGGCAGAGAGGGAGCUUCCCUCAGCCUUGGCUCUGAGACCUCCUUCAGCAGCAGCUGCUGGGAAAAGCCAGGGGUGAGGAGCAGUGGGAACCUGCUGGAGAGGCCCCUGACAAGCACAGCACUGAGGCAGCAGAGCGGUGUCAACGAUACAGACUUUGACCUCGAUCACUUUGACAUCGAUGAUUUUGAUGAGGACUGGGAGAGUUCGGUGGAGGUUUCAGCACCCAAGGUGACGUCUGAGCCGUUGUACCAGCCCCUCAGGGAAGGGCCACCUGCCAAAUCCCUCCUGUCAAAGAUCAUGUCCAGAGCCAAGGGAUCUUCUGUUCUAUCAAAUUCUGCUGCUCCGAAAUCAAGCUGCUUGAUGGCAUCAAAGAACUAUGCAGAGCCCCCAGUGAGUGACCCUGCCCUGGAGAGGUUCAGGGGUAGGACAUUCUCCCACUCGGAGGAAAUGAUGAACGUGUUUCACAGGAAGUUUGGGUUGCACUGCUUCCGGACCAACCAGCUGGAGGCCAUCAAUGCUGCCCUGCUGGGGGAGGACUGCUUUGUCCUGAUGCCCACAGGAGGUGGUAAGAGCCUGUGCUACCAGUUACCAGCCUGUGUCUCUGCUGGGGUCACCAUUGUUAUCUCUCCACUGAGGUCACUGAUUAUAGAUCAAGUUCAGAAACUGAAGACUCUAGAUAUUGCUGCAACUUACCUGACUGGUGAUAGAACAGAUGCUGAUGCUUCAAAAAUCUAUAUGAAAAUGUCAAAAAAAGAUCCUGAGAUAAAGCUACUGUAUGUUACUCCUGAGAAGGUCUGCGCCAGCGGCCGCCUGAUGUCAGCCCUGGAAAACCUCUAUGACAGAAACCUCCUGGCUCGGUUUGUCAUUGAUGAGGCCCACUGUGUCAGCCAGUGGGGCCACGACUUCCGACAGGACUACAAGCGGCUGAGCAUGCUCCGCAGGAAGUUCCGCUCUGUCCCCAUGAUGGCCCUCACUGCCACUGCAAACCCCAGGGUGCAAAAGGAUAUUCAGAACCAGCUCGAGAUGCUAAAACCACAGGUGUUCACAAUGAGCUUCAACAGGCAUAACUUGAAAUAUGACGUGUUGCCCAAGAAGCCCAAGAAGGUGGCCAUGGAUUGCUUGGAAUGGAUCAAAAAGAAUCAUCCACAUGACUCUGGAAUCAUCUACUGCCUUUCCCGGCACGAGUGCGACACGACAGCUGCCGUCCUGCAGGGGGAGGGUCUGGCCGCGCUCGCCUACCACGCCGGCCUCACCGACGCCAACAGAGACCUUGUGCAGAAGAAGUGGAUCAAUCAAGAAGGAUGCCAGGUUAUAUGUGCAACAAUUGCCUUUGGAAUGGGCAUCGACAAGCCCGACGUGCGCUACGUUAUCCACGCCUCCCUCCCCAAGUCCCUGGAGGGUUAUUACCAGGAGUCGGGCAGAGCAGGGCGGGACGGGGAGGUGUCUCACUGCCUGCUCUUCUACAGCUACAGUGAUGUCACCAGGCUCAGAAGGCUGAUACUGAUGGAGAAAGAUGGAAACAGCCACACAAGGGAGACUCACUUCAACAACUUGUACAGCAUGGUUCACUACUGUGAGAACAUGGUGGACUGCCGCAGGAUCCAGCUUCUGGCCUACUUUGGGGAAACCAACUUUAACCCCACCUUCUGUAAAGAUCACCCAGAAGUAACCUGUGACAAUUGUAGUAGGAAGAAGGAUUACAAGUCAAGAAAUGUGACAGAUGAAGUGAAGGGAAUCAUAAGAUUUGUAGAGGAGCACUGUGAACAAAAAGGGCGGACAAAGAGAAGCUCAGGCUCUGGCAGAUACACACUGAACAUGAUGGUAGACAUUUUCUUAGGUGCCAAGAGUGCCAAGAUUCAGUCUGGAAUAUUUGGGAAGGGAGCUGCUUACUCAAGGCAUAAUGUUGAAAGACUGUUUAGAAAACUGGUCUUGGACAAGAUUCUGGAUGAAGACUUGUACAUCACAGCUAAUGACCAAGCAGUAGCAUAUGUCACACUGGGAGAGAAAGCUCAGGCUGUGCUGAAUGGAUCCCUACAGGUGCAGUUCCACGAGACAGAGAGCGCCAGCGCGGUCCGGCGGCAGCGGGCAGCCGUGGCCAAGGUGUCCCAGCGGGAGGAGAUGGUUAAGAAGUGCCUUGGGGAACUUACAGACACCUGCAAAACGCUUGGGAAAGUCUUUGAUGUGCAUUACUUCAACAUUUUCAGCACUUCAACUCUAAAGAAAAUAGCAGAAACCCUGUCCUCUGAUGUGGAGGUUCUGCUGCAGAUUGAUGGUGUCACAGAAGACAAACUGGAAAAAUAUGGUGCAGAAAUAAUCAAAGUGAUGGAUAAGUACUCUGAAUGGACCACACCAGAAGAUGCCGCUGGCCAGAGUGUGGACACGGGAAACACCAUCACGCUUGAGAGUGAUGAAGAAGCAGAAGAUGCUGUUACAACCUCAAGCUAUUUUUGCAAUAAUGGAAACCAAAGAAGGAAAAGGAAGAGGCUGCCGAACUUCAGAGAAUCAAAGAGGAAAAAGACAAGCAGUGGUGGCAGCCAGCAGUUUCAUCCCAAAGGGGGUUACAAGUACAGAAGGACCAAAAGGCCGUUUAACUCAAAGGCUCCAGCUUCCUCUGGCCACCACUCAACGUCCUACAGUGUCAGUGCCACGCAAGGAGCUGCUGGGAAGCUGGGGAUUAUGGCACCACCAAAACCCAAAGCCAGGCAUUUCCUCCAGCCUUCAUACUCAAUAUUGUAA
This is a messenger RNA of Chaetura pelagica (chimney swift), 3393 nucleotides long. It is a transcript of the gene BLM, whose product is annotated as Bloom syndrome, RecQ helicase-like. Gene Ontology annotation, biological process: telomere maintenance; double-strand break repair via homologous recombination; DNA replication. The transcript is spliced from 19 exons. The record is from RefSeq and is a predicted model, not a curated record. Bases 79 to 3393 code for a protein of 1104 amino acids. Gene Ontology annotation, molecular function: 3'-5' DNA helicase activity; hydrolase activity, acting on acid anhydrides, in phosphorus-containing anhydrides; DNA binding. Gene Ontology annotation, cellular component: nucleus; cytoplasm; chromosome. Lineage: Eukaryota; Metazoa; Chordata; Aves; Apodiformes; Apodidae.